AGUGGGCAGUGAAAUAAUUUUCUAAAUAAAAAAUAUAAAUAUUUGUUUGCAUUGCUGCUGACAAAGCUUUAGUUGCAUUGUUUAUGGCACUGUUUCCCAACCAGGGGUACGUGUACCACUAGGGGUACACGAACACACUGCAGGGGGUACUUGGAAAAAUGUAAUUUUAACAAAUGCAUGGAGCAUAGUCACACUGGAAUAGAAAAAGCGAUGUAAAACACGAGUUAGGGAGUACUCAUGGCACAACGGAAAGGCUUGGGGGGUACAUGAGACAAAAAAGGUUGGGAAACACUGGUUUAUGGGAUAGAGGUGGACCACGAACAGUUGUGAAAAUUUCAAGUGGUCCCCAAAUUGGAAACCCUGAUCUAGCCUAAUAGGCCUACUAACUUUUAUUUUACCUUAUUUUAACCAAAACGUCCCCGAAGAUUGGGCCUAUCUUGUCUACGUGGAGUAGCCUACUUGAAAAGACAAACAGCAGAGAGAAAUGUGUUGAAUAGAUUCACAAAGUUUAUUAUAACAAUGAUCAACAAUCAACAACCCCUUGGUUUAAAAAGAAACAAAUAAUAGGUGAAAUAUAUAGUCAAAUUAGCCAUAUGCUAAUGCUUUAAUUGCCAAAUAAUAUAUAAUAUUUUAAAUCCAAAACAAGGGAUACCCCUGGAAUUUUAUUUCAUUUAAAAAAGAAAAAAAGAAAGAAAAGAAAAUGGGCAACAUGCAUGCAGACAACCAACUUAAUAGCUUAUUAAGCUAUCUAGACACAGAUGUCAGUUAAAACUGCUAUGGCAUAGGCCUAUGAAUGUGCCAGGUGGAGUGUUACAAUUUCUGGGCCAGAGCCGUAUAGGCUACUUCUGGGCUAUGUUAAAAACAAUGCAAACUUGCUUUUAGAGUUCCAAGUUAAUACAUGACCUGCGUUCUGCUAGCUGUCAAUCGAUUAUUGAGCCUCGUGCCACCCAACUAUGUAAACAGGACGGGAUGGAUAUAACUAAUAACUAAUAGUUAAGCUACACUGUUACAAGAUUUACUGAUGAAACAAAUUGUAAUGUUGUCUUUUAAUGUUACACUCUUUGACAGUUCAUCGACCAUUCUUUCCUAUCGUCUGAUGAAAUCCACAUCCGUGUCAUGUGGUUCGACCGAAAACCCGGAUUGGAUCACAUCAGUCACCUGAGUCAUAUCUUUGUCGUGUACGGCUUGAGAUUUGUUAAUGGGGUUGACUAAAGUAUCACAUGUCAAGGACAGACUGAGGAAUCGACAUAUUGCACGAGAAGCUGUAUUUUAGAACAUUUCUCUUGUCCGGUAGACUGAGACACAAAGCAGUCAGGAGUAUCAACAUUGACGUUUAGUAGGAACUACUUGUUCUGAAACCGAGUGACCAACAUUCACAGGCACGCCACACAUUUCCCAUAGGUUUGAAUAGACGAUAAAAUGCAGUAGAUACACUCUUUCCAGUAAGACAGUGGCACAUUUGACAAUGGUAGCAGGAAGGGAUUGUUCUUUUGGGUAGGCUACUAGAAAACUGGUUACACACAGACAUCACCGAAUAUUAUCUGAUGAGUUUCCCCCCACUAUAAGGCAAAGUUACGCUGGAUGAAUAAAGCUUGACAUCACCCAAUUUUGAUUGAACAUGUGCUCCAAUAUCCAGUUAUGUUUAUCGACGAAAGGCCAUAUAGGCUACGUUUUGCAAUCGGCGAAUAUCUAGUUAAUUGCCUACCUAUUCCACUCCAUAUUUUAUUAGCCGCAACCGAAUAGGGCUGCAGUCUUGCGGAUGGAUAUGUGAACAGCUUGCAGUGAGAGAGCCGAAGGAUAACGAUCCUUUAGAGAAGAAAGGAAUGAAGUAGCAAGAGGAAAUAGAAUUCCCAACAUAGUAAAUAUACAUGUUUAAUAGAAACCAGAAAGGCGGUUAUACUGAUCUUUUUUAGUAAUAUAGCUCGCAAGACAAGGAUUUACGUGUGUUGCCAGCGCGUUAACGGGGUGGAAGAGGAGGAAACGACGAUAUCCGCAAGAGCGCGCAGACAAGCUCCGUCUCUGCGGUCUCCAUUUUAGGUUCUUGCCCAGUCUGUACCUCACGUGUCCUGGACUGUCUUUCUCACAUGACCCGUGUGUUUGUCCCCGUGAUCAGGACUUCCAUCUCCGUAUUUCAGUGUCGCUGAAUAUCACUUUUUAUAUCGUUACCUUCAUGGAUAUGCUCGAACAGAGCCUGGACACCCCGACGAGUCACGACAAACAGGAAACCGAGGAGGUGGUUCAACUGCAGGAGGGAGAGGCAGUUGGGGCGGAGGAACAGGCUGCUGUUACCAUAGCAAGUGUCCAGCAGGCAGCGUUCGCUGACCACAAUGUCCAGUACCAGUUCCGCACAGAAAGCAACGGAGGGCAGGUGACGUACCGGGUGGUCCAGGUGACAGAGGACCAGCUCGAGGCCGUAGGUGAUGGAGGAGCCGCAGUUAGCGUGGUCUCCACGGCAGCCUUUGCUGGAGCGCAGCAGGCAGUAGCUCAGGCUGUUAUCCAGAACCCCUUCAGUAAUGGCGGCAGUCCCGCGGGGGAGGCGGUGGGCGGGGAGACGCGCUUCGCCUACUUCCCAGCCGCCACCGUCAGUGACGGCACGGCCGUCCAGGUGCAGGCCACCGCGGACCCCACCCUCACGCAAGCGGGCGGUCAGUUUUACGUGAUGAUGAGUCCUCCAGACGUGUUGCAGCCGGGCACGCCUCGUACCAUCGCACCCCGCACACACACCUACACCACAGACUACGGUGACAACAAGAUGAUGCAACAAGGCAAUGUCGGCUGGAAGAUGGAGGGGGCACGAGCACCCCGAGACGAGCGCAGAAGAGCCCAACACAACGAGGUGGAGAGGCGCAGGAGAGAUAAGAUCAAUAACUGGAUCGUGACCCUGUCAAAGAUCAUCCCCGACUGCAACCUGGACGCCACCAAAACAGGAGCGGUGAGCAGCACCUCCGAGAGCAAAGGAGGCAUCUUGUCUAAGGCGUGCGACUACAUCCGGGAGCUGCGGCAGAACAACCAGCGGCUGCAGGAGAGCUUCAAGGAGGUGGAGAGGGUUCAGCUGGACAACGAGCUACUUAGACAGCAGAUUGAAGAUCUGAAGAAUGACAACGCCUUGCUAAGAGCACAGCUGCAGCAGCACGGAAUAGAAAUCAGUGGGGAGCCAGCGCCACAGUGACACACACACACACACACACACACACACACACACACACACACACACACACACACAUACUGAGUUGCAUAGUUUGAUGAAGAGACUGUUUCUGCAUUGGUGGACGCGCGCACACACACACACACUCACUCUCACUCUCUCUCUCAUGCACAGCAUACAUGUAUUCACACACCUGUUUUCACCUGCACUUACUAACAAGAUAUUAAUGUCCUGAGGUUUUACCCUACACACACACACACACACACACACACUGAAGAGCUGGCGAUUUCAAGACAAGUAGCUGACAAGACAUUAAGAACUAGACUGGCUAACACUACUAAGAAAUCACUCGACACCACACGUACACACACACACACACACACACACACACACACACACACACACACACACACGUACACGUACACUUUUUCUCGAACCCAGAGGAACUCUGUCUCCAGAACCCUUGCAUCCCUGAGGAAGACUCCCCGAGAUCUUCGUCAUAUCACCUCCGCUCUACUCUGCUCCGAUCGGUCCUCCUCAUCACCCUGUCCAAGCAGUCAGCCCAUUUUAGUGUUCCUUUUUUGUUUGUUGGUUGGCUUGUUUUCUGGCUUAAUACUCAUCCAUUUAAAUUGUACUGCUGUCUGUUGUUUUUUUCUUCUUUUAAUGUUGCCAU
Engraulis encrasicolus (European anchovy) is the source of this 3818-nucleotide messenger RNA. It is a transcript of the gene usf2, whose product is annotated as upstream transcription factor 2, c-fos interacting. Gene Ontology annotation, biological process: regulation of transcription by RNA polymerase II. The transcript is spliced from 11 exons. The record is from RefSeq and is a predicted model, not a curated record. Lineage: Eukaryota; Metazoa; Chordata; Actinopteri; Clupeiformes; Engraulidae. Gene Ontology annotation, molecular function: DNA-binding transcription factor activity, RNA polymerase II-specific; RNA polymerase II cis-regulatory region sequence-specific DNA binding; protein dimerization activity. The coding region runs from base 2171 to 3169 and encodes 332 amino acids.